This is a messenger RNA of Penicillium coprophilum, 546 nucleotides long. RefSeq lists its product as uncharacterized. Gene Ontology annotation, cellular component: anaphase-promoting complex. Bases 1 to 546 code for a protein of 181 amino acids. The record is from RefSeq and is a predicted model, not a curated record. The transcript has a single exon. NCBI's taxonomy places the organism in Eukaryota, Fungi, Ascomycota, Eurotiomycetes, Eurotiales, Aspergillaceae. Gene Ontology annotation, biological process: positive regulation of mitotic metaphase/anaphase transition.
AUGCACCAACCGCGGCUAGCAGACCUCUUCGAAGAAUUUACGCGUCCGCACACUUCCACAGCUACAAAUUCAACAACGGACCCACACAACGCCAACAGCGUCUCUGCCGCAAACCGCGAAGCAACAAACACAGCCGCAAACGCCAUGACAUACGGCUCGACUUCUCCUUCUACAAUUCCCUCAUUCCUGCCAAUUGAAGACAUCUAUGUGGCACCGCAAUAUCAGCCCCCGAACCCUGAAGACGAGGACGACGUCGUCCCAGACCAGCAUGCGGCCUUCGGCAUUACUCGCGCUAUGGAGCGGAGACGAGAGGCCGUGUGGCGCGAUCUUGGUCUCGAGGCGCUUGUUAAUGGGGAAGGACAUGGGCCUGAUGCUGGGCCUUUGACUGGUCAUGGAGGCGGUGGUGCUGCUGGGGCUGCGACUUCUGGGCCUGGGGCUACGCUGCGCGGUAGUGGGGGUGGUGCGGCGGCGGCCGGGGCGCCUGUUAUUAGGGUCAGGGAUUCUGGGCGGAGGAUGGGUGGGCGUCGGGUUAUUGGGUUGCGGUAA